Xyrichtys novacula (pearly razorfish) is the source of this 13076-nucleotide messenger RNA. The record is from the annotation of a GenBank genome assembly. NCBI's taxonomy places the organism in Eukaryota, Metazoa, Chordata, Actinopteri, Labriformes, Labridae.
UAACUUGGCACAGCUCGAACUGGGACAAAUGAAGUUCAUUUUCCACAGCUGUUGGUGAUGGCGGAUGUUGUCGAUAAAGACACCAUGAAGAAUUACCACAUAGCAUCUGAGAAAAUAAACCCAGAGACCAGUCGCUACCCGUACUGUAUUGUGUGGACACCUAUCCCCGUGUUAUCGUGAGUUAUAAUUGACUGUUGACUGCACGCGCGGGUUCUGAUUGCAGGGCUCGAGGCACGAGACGAAGUGACAGCUUCAUUAGCUUAGCUUACAGUUAGCUAGAACACAAACAAUAACAUCCUGUUGCUGCUUGUUUGGACCUGUUGUCUAAAAGUGGUCCGGCUAUUUUACUGUGGGGCACAGAUACCAAAUCAGAAUGUAACGAGUGUCAUUUCUUAGAUGGAUUUGUUUCUGUGCAUAACUAAUAACCUGCCGAGACCCUGAAUAACUUCAGCUUGAGAAAUUCAAUGGUCUCCAUUCAUGAUGACACUGAAGCUUAUAGGAUCUGAAAAUAUGUCAUCAAGGAAAACUGAGAAACUGAUUCUGUUUAGACUGUUGCUACUUUAUACUAUACAAUGUUUAAUGUGUCUCAUUUCCACUCAUGCUUAAAGGGAUAUUCCGUAAAAUUAAUGUAGGGUCAAACACACCAUAACACCGAGUUAGACACCCCCUCGAGAGAUGAAUGUUGCCGACCGCUUGCUUCUCUAGUUAUACCAACUUUAGUAGCGACUGUAGAUUGCAAUACAGAGAGCUACUUGCUCAACCAAAAAGCCACUCUAUUGCCACAAAUAAAGCCCAGAACAGCACCUAACUUCAUCAACAGUACAUAUAGGGUCCUAGCCAUAGCACAAGCAACCAAACAUCUUUUUAACUUUGCUUAAUUUCUUUGGCAAAGAGACUAAACACAACUCACCUGCUCUCUUCCAGCAGCCGCUUGUUUGUAGCGGUCGGCAACAUUCAUCUCUCGAGGGGGUGUCUAACUCGGUGUUAUGGUGUGUUUGACCCUACAUUAAUUUUACGCUGGAAUAUCCCUUUAAGGCCAAACUCUGCUGCUGCAACAGCUCCAACUUUUACUGGAAAUGUUGGAAACAGUGGUGGGGAAAGUGCUAACAUACUCUGCUUCAGCAAAAGUUCUCAUGUCAGCCUGCAGAAGUAGAUGUAAAACUAUCAGUCUGUUAAUCUACUGAGUUAAGAGUGACAAGCAUUUUUUUUGAGAUGUGCUUAGAGUACUGAUCUCUUUUGCAAGAGAGACCUGGCCAAGAAUUGCAGCGCAUACAGUUUAAAUACAUAAUCACAUUAAUCAUAUAGAAUAUUAUAUUACUUAUUGUACGAUAACAAACUAAGUAAACUAAGUAAUUUUGACUCUGCAUCUAUCCAGGGUGAAGUUCGUGAAUGUUUUUUUCAGCUCUGUUUGUCCGUUGUACGCUUUGUAGAUCCCUCUGAAGUCAUAGCUUCCUGUGCCAAGAUGCUUGUCAUUACUGGCCAAAACGAAAGAUUUCAUUGAUUGAAAUGAGUAAGAAUGGCCGCCAAUGCAGCAAACGAAACUCUCGGUUUAAAUUUCUUGAAAGAAGAUUUAAUAACUAUAUGAAGAAACUUAGUGAAAAACAUUGGGCUUGAAAUAUCUUGAGACAAGAUUCAUGUUUGGACCUUUCAGGUCAAUGAAGCUUGAAUUAAGUGUAACAAGAUACUUUUACCAGAAUUGAGACAAAGUCACUCAGUAUGAUUAGGUUGUUUUUUUUUCAGUGGAGACAUAAUCAAGUCAGCCAGCUCUUAGCAGUUGAUUGAAAGCUUGUUUGUUUUUAGCAUAUUUUACUUGCAUACUGUUGCUAUGUAAAUGUAAUGAAGUAUAGCACUCUCUUGAAACAAUUAAAGGGAAAAUGAACAUGCUGAUUAAAAAAAGAAAAACUUGACAAAAAAAGAACUAGCAGUUACUAGUUAACAUGACUUGAAUAAAUGUAAUUUGUUACUUCAUCUCUGGCCUAUUUCUAAAUCUGCAUCAGACAAAAGUGUAAAUGUGUGUCUGUGUAUGAGUGAUUCUGCUGGUGGGAGCUUGAAGCUUGAAGCUCUUCAAUAUGUUGUUUGAGCUUCCAAAUUAGAGUAAUGUUUUACAACAAGUUAAUUAAAUUCUGUUUGAUGCUGUAAAAUUAUGCAACGUGUAUAAUACUUUUAAUCAAUGUUCAUUGAUAUGAGGAUGCCUUUCUACUUCAUGCAAAUUUAGUGAGAAAAUUAGCUCAGAAAUGCAUUAUACAUCAAGUAGCUGAUUUGCUGCUCAGAGCUCACUCAGGUGCCUGGCAAAGGAGAGCAAGCUUUGGGGUUCAACGAGAGGGCAUGAUUGAUUAAAGAAUUGAAACCUCGCCAACAUUAAGACAGCCCGCCUCACCAGCAAAGAUGCCAGUGUAGGUCUGUGUGCAGCCAGGACUUUGAAAGCUGUAACAGUAAUUUUGUUCAUAGCCUAUAUAUACAACUCAGUGUACAUUCAUAGAUAUCGCUGAUGUUACAAUUUAUAGUUGAAACUAUAAAGCUGGAAGUUGACCAUCUGAGUUUGCUUACUAGGUGACAGAAACAUUAAUUGUCGUGUGUGCAGCUGUUCUGCUAUGUGGGGCUCAGCUUCUUCCACAAGCCUCUGUCAUGUGUGGACCCUAUCCAAAAAGAUGUUAUGUCCACAUAUAUUUGUUCAUGUGCUUAACUUACACUGUCAUGCAAACUCUGCAUUUUCUAUUUAUUUUUGCCCAGAUGGCUGUUUCCAUUCAUUGGCCAUAUGGGAAUCUGUACCUCCACUGGUGUCAUCCGGGACUUUGCUGGACCCUACUUUGUCUCAGUGAGUAAUGACCAUGUGGCUGAAAUGUUUGCAUUGGCCCAAUUCAAGAUGACACUGGAGCUAUAAGGUGAAAUGAAGAAUAAAGCACAGGCUCUGUGGUUAAUAAUGAAGGUCAAGCUUGUGAUCAUUUUAAGUUUAUUGUACUCAUCAGUUUGCCAUCAUGAAACCGAGGAAGGCAGUAUACAGGACUGGACUCUACUGGGAGAAAAAUCAUUGUGCAUCUACCCCUGUCUGUUUCCAGAGUUGGUACGGCCUUGACACUUUUGCACAGGCUCUCCAAAUUUCUGGAGUUAAAAAUAGCUGAACUAAAUAAACAGCGAGGGGAACCUUAAAACUUAACAAAUCCCUGAAACAACGAUAAUGAAGAAAAAAGGAGGAUUUUGAGUCACUUUAGGGUUUACUGCAGAUUUUCACAACCUUGAAGGUGAUUUACUUCUUACAUUUUUAGAUCUUAUGAUGACUUGUGCUGAACUUUUUCCCUGAUCUGGAGCAUGUUAUGUCCAGGAUAGAGCCGUUUGUUGACUGUGUGAUUUUAUGUAUGGAAAAUAUUACUAGCAGGUUGCUUUUCUGGCAUCAGACUUCAGCAGCAUCUAUGUAUAUCUUCAGAUGUGAGAUAUAUUGGAUCAUAUCACUUCUCUUUGAAUGAUACUGUCAUAAUAAUUCUUAUCAUCUCCCUUUGAUACUGCCAGGACUGCAACUGAAAUAUGAUGUCUAAAACCUCCGUAAAAGCUGCAAGAUUAAAGCAGAGCAGUGCACAUCUGUUUCUGGGAAUUCUAGUCAGAUCUAACAGGCACUAAUAAUGGGAGAAUGGUGCUGCAAGUCACUCACUUUUUGCAUCUUGUUCAUUUCUGACAGUUUUUCCUUCUUUUUGCAAAUGCAGCUGUCUUACUUUCAGUCUGAAUUAUGUGUUUAGGUUCUUCAUAUAUUCCUCAAAUAGUUUGCUCUGAGUUUGUAAAAUAUAAUGAGUUUUUAUUGGCAGACGUGUUCAUGUUUGUGAUUAGUCAGCUGUUGUGUACACCAGCCCAUACAUGUGGAUGCUUUCACAGUUCCCCUUUGAGAGAAUCCUGAGGUAUGUUGGACCCGUGAAGUGUAACCUUCUCGUGUUGUUUUGUUAUUGUAGCUGUUGAAGUUGCUCUUUGUUGAACACUUGGAGCUAUGUGAUUAAAUCUAUAGUAAUUACCCCGUUUUGAACAGAUAACAGAUCUUGAGGCAGGUAAAGUAGUUCAGUUCUGGAGAUUUUUGAACAGAGGAUUAAAUGGUUGCCCAGCAACAGAGAAGUUGCACCUUUUCCUUGCUGUCCAGUUCAGUGCAGUGGUGCUAACCUGAGGUUCUCUUUUAGAGCCAAGCAAUGAAACAAUUUCAGAAAGGAGAACUAUUUUACUGAUUGGGGUUGUACUACAUACAUGUAGUUUUUACUAUGUUUGAUGUCCAUGUGAACAUAUGCAGAGUUUCAGUGCUCCACUUUUCUUCCUCUUAGUCAUUAUGUCCUGGUUAGUUUCUCAUCAGUGUUCUUUAGGUUGUGAAGGAGCUAUUUGCUCCUUCUGGAGUCAAAGAAUUUAGAAAAUAGUGGAAACUUCGUAUGUUUUUGAUACUAAAGCCUUGGGCUGUCAGAUCCAUGAAGUGAUAAUGAAACAGCAGGUAAUUUCACAAUAGCUUACCUCAAGAUAUAUAGGAGAUCUGAUGUGGGCUUAAAGUUUGGUUUGUUUCAUGACUUGAGAUGAAAAUGUGGAUCUUUUUAGCAGAACUACUCUAUAGGUGUCUCAGACCGACAUGUUCAUAACAGCUGUUAAUAACACUCAUGUAUAUAUCUUUUUUUUUUUUAACUUUAAGUUUCUUCAUCCUUUAAUUUAUCUCUUUAACUGUAAUUUGGAAUUCCCCCUAUAGGACUAAUAGAGGAAUAUCUUAUAAUGCAAGAGAAAAUGAGCACAAUAGGUGUCCUUUAAAAUAUGUUAUUUAAGGUAUAAUUCCUGAUUAAAACUGUGGGAUAUCAUGACAUUUUUGCUCGUCUGACAAAACAACAGUUACCCAUUAAGAUAAGUGCAUUUUUAAAAGGUGAAAAGGAACUCAUUCUGCAAGCCUCACUGUCCGAAAUCCAAACGACAUGACACAAACAGUGCUGUCACAUGUGGUGCCGCUCAGCUGUUUUGAUUUCGACCCAUUUGGUUACACAUAAACAAACUGAUGGCGAACAAAGACAAACAGGAUGUAGAGCACAUUUCCUAAAUUCCUGAUGCUCACCAUCCAAACUUUCCAGUUUCUGAUUACCAAAAAAAAAAAAAAAGACCAAAAAUAUGUCAGUGAAGACGUGACUUUCUAUCAUGUCGUGAAAGUUUUUUUUUUACAAUUUUUUCAAAGUGCUGGUUCUGUUUUAAACUAAUGAUGAGAUCUAAUGGUAGGGGGUUGUUGUGCUUUCAUGCUGUGAAAAAUGAUCGUUUUAUCUGUUUUGCUGUAAUGAAUACACAUGAACAUUUAUCUGUUUUUGCAGGAAGACAACAUGGCUUUUGGGAGACCGACAAAGUAAGCACAUUGAAUAUUUUUUAGGUCUUGUGGCAGCAUUGUUAAUAUUUUUUGAAACCUACUGUAACAGAGAUGUGUUUCUCUCCCUUUAUCGUCCAUAACAGUCCAGUUUGUUUUCCUCUCUGCCUGUAGGUACUGGAUGCUCGAUGUCGGCAAAGUCUAUGCUAGCGGCUCUAAUGCCUGGGACACAGCCGUACAUGACGCCUCAGAGGAGUAUAAGCACAGGAUGGUAAUAAUCACACUUGUAAACAGUUUUUUCAAUUCCUUUGUUAAAGUUGAAAACACCACUCAUGAUGUGUGUACUUGUUUUCUUUGUAGCACAACCUCUGCUGCGACAACUGUCACUCUCACGUCGCCAUGGCGCUGAAUCUGAUGCGAUACGAAAACAGCACCUCGUGGAACAUGGUCAAACUUUGCCUUCUUGCUCUAAUCCACGGGAAACAUGUCAGGUAAGAUGGCCAUCAAGUGUCUGAUAGAAGUAAAAAACGUCAGAAAUGCUGUUAAGGGUUGUGUUAAAUAAACUGUAAAGCUUCCUUGACUGGUUGUGUCAGUCACUUAAUCUUAUCCCAACUGAACAGAUGGUUCACCGGUUGAAACCCCAAAACAAUCAGGACCAGUGCAUCACCAUAUAAACCUGCUCAUGUCUUUUUUGACAGCCAAAUCCAUCAGGCUCGACUAUUGCCCCGUCUGUAAUCUGCUGCAGCUUUCCUCAAAGCCUUCAUAAGAAGUAGAGCUGCAACUUUUGUGGGGGGUAUCUCAGUGGGAUCUAGAGGACAUAGACACAAUUUUACUGACAUGCCUUUUACAGAGAUGAUUCUUCCAUCCAGUAGAUCUUUAGAUUUGGAAAGUGCAGAGUUUAUAAAGUAUCUAAAAUUGCUGCAUUUGCCUCCCUCCCAGACAUACUAACUGUAACAAUACAAAGUGGAGUUUCUCAGCCCUCAACCUUAGUCAGGCAGUUGGUUUGCGAGAGAGGUGUGUUUUCUUGGACAGGAACAGACUGCAGACCUGCAACCUACAGAUAUCAUUAUAUCAGAUAUAAAUAAAUGAAUUGCUAAAAUAAUAAAAAAUCAAGACCAGAUUCCUGACUAGUCUAAGGUACAGACAGAGUACUUAAGGCUUCAAAAGACUGAAUCACAAUCAUAAAAAAGCAAAGUUAGGGGCGCUGGUAAAGCUAAAUGAGGUCUUUGGAGAAAUACUGACUGACUUACCUUUGGUUAUACAAGUAUAUCCUGCUCUCUAUCUUUAAAUAAGUUUUUGUUCACAGCAGACAUAAAUCUGCUGAGCUUGCUCCCCCAUAGUUGUACUCUCCUCAAACACACACACACACACACACACACACACACACACACACACACACACACACACACACACACACACACACACACACACACACACAAACAGAUGUACACACACUCUAUGCCAACACCUUUUACCUGGUGGCCUCUAUCACCCUGACACUACUUUGUGUCUGCUCUGUUUACAAUAGGGGUGUCCCGAUACAACUUUUUGACUUCCGAUAAGAUACCAAUAUUGUAGCCUUCAAUAUUGACCAAUACCGAUAUUGAUCCGAUAUUGGCACAAAAUUGUGCAUGACAAGUUUUUCACUCAGCUGCAAUGUCUUUUUUGGACUUAAACAAAAAAUACUGCCACAAGGCCAACAUCACUCGUACUCCUUGCUACUUUGUUAGUGCUUUAGUACACACUGUUGUUGUGAUUUUGUGGGCUCAGCUUGCUGGAUCAGGGCGCUGCUAGCUAGAGGUGCCGGAACGGAGUCUGGAAUGGACUGCUGGUAUCAGAGUGCUGAUAUCUGAGAUUUUAGAUGCAGGCUGCUAUAAUCCAACAUUUUUUUUUUUUUGCUGAUAUAGGACCAAUAUCCAAUAUUAAUAUCGUAUCGGUACACCCCUAGUCGACAAUAUUCAUUUUCAGUUCAUUUCAUAGAGUCACCAUGACAACAUAACUUGUUUUGAAUGGUUUCAGUCAUGAUUUUAGCAUGAUAGCAGAUGAUCCACAUGUUCAUGAGGUUUGUUGUUGAUCAUAAAGUGUGUCCCAGUGACCCCAGCUUAAGGCUGAGUGGAAUAAGUAUACAGAUAUCUUUGAACGCUGAUUUUUUUUCAACCUGAGCAUGAUAUUUUAUUUGCCCCUGUAAUAAACUAUAGACUGUUAAUAUAUAUUAUAUUAUAUUAAUAUUCUGUUUUCUUGUUUCCCUUCAGCUGUGCAGGCUUUCUGAAGACCUGGCUGCCUUUCCUGAUGUUAAUGGGCAUAAUCCUCACGGUGGCCCUGGCCCUCAACCUGCGAUGACCUGGGAAGCAGGUGUAGGACGCCGUGGAACCCCUUUCAGGUUGGAUGAGGGGUUGACCAAUGAGAGAGAGUGAUAAGUGAAAGUGAUCAAGGAGAUAAAGACUUUUCGCCUCCAGGAGAUCGUUAAAUAGGAAUGUCCAACACAUGUGUACAGAUGUGUGUUUGGUUUGUUGGGCGCAGACAGCCUGUUACCCUGGUGGCAGAAAUUGAUUUACACCUGACUGUUUAAUUCAGGAGAAUUAACUAAACACACCACCACCUCCACAAGAAUCAGAACCAAACAAACACUUUCAGUGGAUUUAGAUUUUUUGAAAAGCCUAACAGCAGGUUAAAGCCAACACCACUUGAAAAGAGUACAAGUUGUGUAGCUGUAUUAAUAGUUGAAAACAGGAACAAACUGUUCAUUGUUGAAUAAUCGAAGGGGGAACACAUCCAUGCCUUGCUUUCAUAUUUUGAUGACCUUUGUAACAGAUUGGGGGGAGUAAUCCCACAUCACCGUGCUUCCAGAAUGCCAUUUUAUACCAUGGAGCACAAACAUAUCUUAUUAAUUUGAUGCCUUUCUAGGAAAAUAAUUAAUGCAUUUCAUGCUUGAUCUGUAAUGUAGCUCUACUACAGUACUGUAACCUGAAUAUGCCAGAGCAAUUUGUAUUUUUGAGCAUUUUCUUACAUGUACUCAGUCAUACUCAGUAGGAUUUCAAAAGAUUUGCAUCUUCUUAAAAGAAAAAACAAAUAUUUUCUCAGAUUUGUAUUUUACAUACAUAACACAUGUCACCUCAUGGCACUCCACAAUAGGUUUACAAAUCUGUUUUUAUGCCUUCAACAGAAGAACAUCAGUUCAUUGAUUGUAGCAACCUCAGUGAAUGUGGCUUUGUAGGAGAUGCCUAUAAGAACAGCAGGGCUGUAUCGAACUCUGAAUAUUUUGUCACUUCAAUCAAACUUCUCUUGGAUGAAGAAUGAGCCUAAAGCCUGGUUUAUACUUCUGUAAUGACUCCACACUGUGUCUACACUGUUGUGGCAUAAUUGUAUAUGGGUGAAUUAGGCAUUUAAGUGGCCAUGCGGCUCUGCAAUACUAAGAAUAAAAACUAGUCAGCAGAGCAAUAUAUAAAUAACAUUAUGCAUGUCAUUUCCCCAGUUCCCAUGUCCGCUAAAUCUCUCCUCAUGCACAGGAAACCACGGCAACUAAAGCCAUGUGCGUCACGCUGGUGUUGGAGAUGAUAAAUGUUGGGCAGCAGUUGAUCGUGCAGCAAUAUUUACAAAAAAAUAAAUAAAAGAAAGGAGACUUUAGAGGAGAUCGAUUUGACAUCUGCUCAAUCAGUAUACGCAGCGAUACCAAAAAUCUUGUCAAAAUGCAGGAAAUUAUGAUGCUACCUAAUGGACUGUGCUUUGGGUUACUGCAAUGCAUGGCUACAUUUCUGAGGAGAUGCACGUCACACUCUGGUGUCCAGGUUGGGCUACAUGAACCUAAAAGCAUAAACUACGGCAUAGUUUUGAGGCAAAAGUAUAAAUCAGGCUCAAGCAGCUGACCAAAUAAGAAAACUACAGUUUCUAACAUUAAACUGCAUUAUUAGUUAAGAUUUAAGUUUUUAUGACCCAAUCUGUUGGUUUUAUGAAGGUACAAGGUAGAGGAACACUAACAUUAUACUUCUUUGGUUGCUGUAUUAGUGCCAAAUGUAGGAGAAUUGAGACCAACUCAAACUGUGUCCUUCAAUGUCUUUGUUUUUUUGCAACAGGUGGUAUAAGCCUGUCAUAGUUCUGAAUCCUUACCUGAGAAAAGUUCUGAAAACUAAUUUUGAGUUCAAAGAGAGAAGCAAGAGUUAGUGCCUAAAAUGACCUCUCACAUAGAUCUCCUAUUCAUUAUAUUUCAUGUCUUGUGUUAGUUUUGAAACCUUAACCCUUCACGAUGGUUGGCGCUCGAAAUCAGUUGCCAUGGCUAUCGUGAGUUAAUUCAAAUCCCUUCAUUGUUUGCAGUCAAAUAGAAAAAAAAAUGUUGAGCCCUUCUUUGUCCGUGUCGCUGCCAGAAGCAGCAGGUAGCCAGGAUCCUCAGGUUUUUCACUCUCACCAACCCCUCUAAAUAUCCCCAGCUUUACCCAGAGCCCUUGCAGCAUCAUUCCUGCAGGUUUUCCACCUCUGCAGAGCAGAUUCAGAGGUCAAUGAGAAAUGUAUCACAAGGUUUGAUUAUACGCUGACCAAUAAUCCAAAGUCAAGGUCGUUGGAGUAUGAGCUCAUGAAUAAAUAUGAAUCUGUUUACUUGUUGUUUGGAGGGUUAUAACAGUGCCAGUUUUCUAGACUCUCUCUCCUCUUUGAACUUGUGUUUAAAGCAGACACACUGUGGCCUCUUGUGCGUAUCUCACCCAUGUUGCCUGUAAAUAUUUGAACACACAUUACAAUGUACACCAGGUGCUCUUUACAUACUUUGCAGACUUGAUGCACACUCGACAGAUUUUUCCUUUGAAUUAUUUACUGUCUCGUUUUUGUUCUUUGUGUUCUUUAUGAGAUUUCUGCUCUGCAGUGAAGCAGACUUGUGCCUGAAUAAGUGUGUGUGAUUGUGAGUGUUUCUGUCUGUGUGCUAGUCAUGCACACAGACAGUAAAGAGAGAGAACGAGCAUGUGAUCGCAUGCCAGCUAUUAAAUACUGCAUGCAUGCAAGAAUGAGAGCGUUAAAGAGAGACGUUUGAUUCAUACUGUGGCUUCUUCUUUAUUAAUAAUCAGCUGUAUUUCACUGCAGCCAACUGCCUACUGACUAAUUUCUAUAUUUAUUAUUGUAUCACUUUCUCUUAAUCUCAAGAUGUAUGUGAUUUCUGGUAAACCUUGAGAGAAUAAAUAAUAAAUUAGACCACAAUAGGCCUGUUUAGGUUGAUUUAAUGCAAUAGUCUGCUGUGUCGUGUGUAGAGUAGAGCUGCAGUCAUUUUCUCAGAGCAUUCAGACCAAAAAAAGAGAAGCAUAUAACUUUUAGUUUAAACUAUACGGUUCACAUAAAAAUAUAGUUUGGGAAAUUUUAAAAACAUUCCUCUGUGGCUGUUUUUUAAAGAGGAAAUCACCUUUUUAUACAACCUAGAUAUCAAAACAGAUGAGAUGCUGUGUAAAAUGUUGAUGAAACUAAAUUUGGUGGUUCACAGAUCGUUUAAAAAUGUUUGAGAAAAUGAAUGAAAUGUUGAAAAAAAGUUUUGUACAGAGCUUCUGAUUUUGUGUCACAUGGACUUACUGUGUUAGAAGAGUGUAUAAACUUAUCAAUAUAAUAAGCAGAGAUUUAACACUGUAAACAGCUGGAUGAGCAUAAGUUCAGUAGUUUCAGGGGAAAAAAAGCUCCUCAUCAUCAACUUGUUAAGAAUUCUGGGAUCUUACCAUCUACAGUAUGGAAACAGGGUCUUUGUAAAUCCUUCCCACAGAGAUCCUUCUCUGAGGAUGUUUUUCUUCCUACACGUCUUUAUGGGUUGGAGAGAUGCCAUGAAACUUAUAAAACUUAAACUUUACUUAAAAAAUAUACCACCAUGUGAUUCCGUGAACACAAUGCUCAUGCUUAUGCUGCCAUAUUCCAGUAUUUAUAGCCCUCUGAGGAAGACACGGAGGUUGAUCUGACCACAACAGUGUCUGAAGAUGGCUAGCAUGUGUAGGUUGCAAAAUUAAGGUCUCAUUUCUAAGUAUCGGGAUAUUGUUAACUAAGAUAAAAGAACAGAGUCAAUCCAAAGAAAGAAAAAAGUGGCAGUGUGUUUUUCUAUUUCCCAUGAGCACCAUUACCAGUAGGACUGGGACGAUAUUCUUUUCUCCCGAUUCGAGUCUUCUACGAUUUUUUGGAUGCUGAUUUGAUUGUGAUUUUACGACAUUGUCGAUUUUCUCGAUCUUUAGCCUGCAUUUUUAACACCAGUGAAACAGUUGAAUGAUUAUAAUUGUCUACUGACUAUUCCAGGAACCCAAUUUCCCCAAAAGAUACACAUCACGUGUAAGUCAGUUUUAAGAUUUAUUAGAUUUAUUCUUAAAUUAAAAAAAAAAAAAAACUUAUAAAAAAAAAACGAUUUCUGAACAUAAAAUUUGAUUUAAAAAUUGUAAAACAAAAAUCACGAUACUUAUGUGAAUUGAAUUUUUCUCUUACCUCUAAUCAUCAGUCGUCAAAAAUGUGGGUUGAGAGGAAAUAAAUGCGAUAAAGACCUUCUUACUGUUACUGUGAGACAACUUCUACGGGAUGCAGUGCUAUGGUAAUGUGCUGAUUUGUGGAUACAUGAAAUGAACUGUAAAGUAGAUAACAAAACUCAAUAAUUGAUGAUUAAAAUAAAUGAUUUAUUACCUUGAAUUACCUUACAAAAGGUUACCAGAUGUAUUGGUGUAACAUUAUGCCUGAAUAAGGGUUCAUCAUCAGUCUUCUAAGAGCAAUUACACAUUCUCAAACCAGUAUAAUCAUUUAAUUUUGUUCCUGACCAUUUUGCUCUUAUACCUGGCAAAGAAUAUCAACAUCUGAAACAACACUUCCAAAGAAAGCAUGUCUUUUUGUUCAUCUUGCUCCGCUAUCAGCCACAAGUACAACAUGAUAAGUAGAAAGAAAUUAUCUAAUUUAAAUAAAUGGCCUUCUCACUGACUUUAUCCUUACUGCCAAACUUUACCAGAUGGAUUCAAAACACAGACACUUCAGUACGAGUGCCAAAUAUUGACCCUGUUUCUUUUCACGGGGAUCCAAUCUAUUUUCAUUUGACUAAGUGGGUCAUAAAGGGAGAAAUCAAAAUCAGUGAGAAACUCCUCAUUGUGCACUUCAAGCUGCUAUUACACUUUGGAAACAUCAGCAGUACUUAAAACUUUAUCUUCACUCAUUCCCACGCUGCAGUUGAAGAAAAGCUGAACCAAUAGUUCAGAGUGCUUUGGUGGAGAUGCAUCUUCACUGAAGUUUUUCCAUCUUUCUCGGUACUGAAUGUGGCUGUAGAAAAUAUAGUAACUUAAGAAAAAACAGGGUAGUGGAAGCUCCAAUAACUCUUGGUAAAUGCACCAAAUAAGAGAAUGGGAGACAAACCUUUUUAACUUAUUAAUGAAUGGCCCUUUACGUUUGUUUUGUUUCUACUUUAUGACUGCUUUUGACGUGUGAUGUCUCCAUAUUUAUGUUUUAGAAAGUGAAAUGGACAUGAUUCAUCAGAGCGCAUGUGCAGGAAUGCAAUAUGAAAUGGAGAUCAUUUGAAUGGUUUUAGAUGUUUCCUGCUGUGGUGCCCGGUUGUAUCCAAGAGCCAGGUCCAGGAAUGCGGAGACCUGUGGUCAGUUGACAAAAGACAGUUGGGAUGCUAUUAUUAGUGCCACCAUGCAUAUAUACUUAUUGCAGUUUGUGAUUUCAAAUCAGCUUUGGUUUCUCAUCUUUUAUGCUGCAGCUCAUGUUGCUUAUGGGAAUUUUAAAGACUCCUGCAAGUGACUGUGUGAACUCUGAAUGUGUUUAUAACCUACUGCGAUAACAUCAAUAAAGAUCUAUUAUUGUAGGA